CCGCCCCCGUGUCAGCCUUCCCAAACUGGGUGCUUGUUGUCUGUCCCACCGGAGAACGGAGAGAUCCAGCUUUACGUUAUUAAAAGAACACAUUCAGGCUGAGGAACGAUGCCUUCUGAUUGACAUCAACAACACUGAGUCCAUCAUGAACAGCGAGGAAGAGUUCUAUGAUGCUGAGACAGGUUUGGAAUCUGACGACUCGUGUGAGGUCAGCUAUAAAGAUGCCAGCAAGCAGACUGCGAAUGGCAAAGUGCCAUCUGAGAACGGUGUUUGGGAGAGACGGACAACUCUCCCAGCACCCAUGUUCUCCAGAAAUGACUUCAGCAUAUGGGGCUUCCUGAAGAAAUGCAUCGGAAUGGAGCUGUCGAAGAUAACAAUGCCUAUUGUUUUCAACGAACCGCUGAGCUUCUUGCAAAGAAUUACUGAGUACAUGGAACAUACAUACCUCAUCCAUAAAGCUUGUACACUUUCAGACUCCUUCGAGCGCAUGCAGUUUGUUGCCGCGUUCGCCGUUUCUGCUGUUGCAUCACAAUGGGACAGAACUGGAAAACCUUUUAACCCUUUGUUAGGAGAGACGUACGAGCUCAUGAGGGAGGAGGAGGGUUACCGCAUGAUCUCGGAACAGGUCAGCCACCAUCCACCAAUCAGUGCCUUCUACGCUGAGUCACUGAAUCAGGACUUUUCGUUUCAUGGCUCUAUCUACCCUAAACUGAAGUUCUGGGGGAAGAGUGUGGAGGCGGAGCCUAAGGGCACCAUGACGCUCGAGCUGUCAAAGCACAAAGAAGCAUACACAUGGACGAACCCUAUGUGCUGUGUGCAUAAUGUUAUCCUGGGAAAACUCUGGAUUGAGCAGUAUGGAACAAUGGAAAUAGUUAACCACAGCACGGGGGAUAAGUGUGUGCUGAAUUUUAAGCCUUGCGGCAUGUUUGGCAAAGAGCUGCACAGAGUAGAGGGACAUAUCCAGGACAAGAGUAAAAAGAAGCGUGUGGUUGUCUAUGGGAAGUGGACUGAGUGCGUGUACAGCAUUGAGACAAAAGUCUACGAGGCCAAUAAGAAAGCGGAGAAGAAAAGCGGAGGAGAUUCCAAGAAACACAAGCAGGAGCCGAGUCCAGGUGGUGAUGAUGCGGAUGAGAUGCCAGAUGUGCAGGAGACGGUCACUAUGAUCCCAGGCAGCACGUUACUGUGGAGAGUGGCCCCUCGACCGGCAAACUCCACACAGAUGUAUAAUUUUACCAAUUUUACUAUGGCGCUCAAUGAGCUGGAGCCCAGCAUGGCUGGAGUCAUCGCACCAACAGACAGUCGUCUGCGGCCAGACAUCAGAGCAAUGGAGACUGGUGAUAUAGACACUGCAAGUCAAGAGAAGGAGAGACUGGAGGAGAAGCAGAGAGCUGCGAGAAGAGAACGUGCUAAAGAUGAGGCAGAAUGGUCCACAAGAUGGUUCCAGCAAGGCAGUAACCCUUACACUGGAGCCGCAGACUGGAUCUACAAAGGUGGAUACUUCGACAGGAGGUACUCUGAUCUUCCAGACAUCUUCUGAUUUGGUCUGAACGGAAGGAUGAAGAGAGGUCCUGAGGUUCAUUCGUUGCUCUCCUUCAUCCAGUCCAUAUCAUUUCCUCUCUUUUACAAGCUCCUUUCACAUUUCUUUUUUUUUUUUUUGCCGAAAUGAUAGAUUCAAAUGAACGUUUAUCGCCUCUCCAUACCUUUCACUGUUAACAAGAAUUUAUUUAUUUAUGUCGAAAAUUAGGGAAUGCCUAAACAAUAUUCUUUUUUUUGGAUGUACGUUAGGUUUAGAGCUAACAUCUUGUGCAAACCUCAAUAUGUAUGUAGAGAUUGUUAGUCUAUAUGUAAGUACUUAGCUUUCCAUGUGUCCGUUGCCUAGUUACACUCAGGUGUUUAUUUUAUGGGUAUAUGUGGUUAGGUGCCGUCUGUAAAGAUUCUUUCUUAUCGUUGAACCGUGAGGCUGCUCUGAACAUGUUAGGAGAUUGUGCUAGCGUCAUUGUGUUUUUGGUCCGAUUAAAACAAUUUUUAUCGUUUUCAAAGGUGUGUUAGAGGCAGAAUGUUGUUAAUAAAAUCCAUCCGAUUUAGUGACUGAUUAUGAGAAGGAAACUGUGCAGUUUUUCCGUGUCAUUCAAUCUCUGUUGUGAUAAAACGGUAAUAUCUAUUAAGCGCGGCUCUCAGGCCAUUCUCUCCAUCUCUGUGGUACAGGAGAAAUUAAACUGAACAUUCUCAUUCCUCACUCGUUUCAAAUAUUUUAGACCUGCUUAUUCAGUUUUAUUUUUGAGCGUCAACAAAAACGAAAGCUGCUUAUGAACAAAAUGUUUACCUGGUUUAAAAGUCGUUUUUUUUAAUAAUGGAAAUAAAGCACUUAUAAGUAACUUCUAAUUCAACCUGACACAAACAAUGAUUUGUUUAUGGUUGCCAAAGCAACUUUUUUUAUCUUUUUUUUAAACUAAAGCCAUAUUAUUUAUCAGGACUGCACUGUUGUGUAGUUGAAUGCUAGAUCCUGGUGUGGAAGAAACUGAGAUGGGUGCUAAUCUCUUUCUGUUUGUUUAUGCACUUAGGGCUUGCAAAUGUCAGUUUACCCCUCGUAUACAUAUACAUGUACCAAAAAUGCUCGGUCGAUUACAGAAUGUGCUUCAUUGUUCACAAAUAUUUGAUAGGACAAGGGUAAAGACUUCAUCAAACAUAUUAAUCGAAGACAAGAGCUGACCUCAGAGGACUUCAAAAAGACAUAGCAGUCUUUUGUUUUCAAAAGUCUAAACAAUACUGUGAUUUUUUUUAGCACUCACAAAUUCCCACACGCUAUGCAAAGAUCGAUCGGAAUGUCUGUGUGUUUGUCUAUGAAUCGUAUAAAUACGUCAAAGAGC
Triplophysa dalaica is the source of this 2867-nucleotide messenger RNA. It is a transcript of the gene osbpl2a, whose product is annotated as oxysterol binding protein-like 2a. Lineage: Eukaryota; Metazoa; Chordata; Actinopteri; Cypriniformes; Nemacheilidae. The record is from RefSeq and is a predicted model, not a curated record. Gene Ontology annotation, molecular function: cholesterol binding. Gene Ontology annotation, cellular component: cytosol; intracellular membrane-bounded organelle; membrane. The transcript is spliced from 14 exons. Bases 146 to 1537 code for a protein of 463 amino acids.